GUCGGCUUCUCUUCCCCUCCCGUCGAUUCCAUUCACACUAUAACCCAUCCCUUCAUCUUUCACAAUGUCUCAGAACCCUAGGGAACAGUGGGAGAGACUCCAGGUUCUCCUGCAGAACCGUGGCGGUUCUCUCAACCGAUUUAGCGGCGGCGGCGGUGGUGGACGCGGCUUCGGAGCUGUGGGCGCCCUGAUGACGGUUGGCGCAGGUCUUUACCUGCUCUCCAACUCUCUCUUCAACGUCGAUGGUGGUCACCGUGCUAUCAAGUACUCCCGCUUUGGUGGUGUGCAGAAGGAGAUCUACAGCGAAGGAACUCACCUCCGGAUCCCUUGGGUCGAGACUCCGAUUGACUAUGACGUGCGCGCGAAGCCGCGCAACAUCGCUUCCCUUACCGGUACCAAGGACUUGCAGAUGGUGAACAUCACCUGUCGUGUCCUGUCCAGACCCCGCGUGGAUGCCCUUCCUCAAAUAUACCGUACCCUCGGACAAGAUUUCGAUGAGCGGGUGCUGCCCUCCAUCGUCAAUGAGGUGCUGAAGAGCGUGGUGGCCCAGUUCAAUGCCAGCCAGCUGAUCACUCAGCGUGAGAACGUUGCCCGCCUUGUCCGGGAUAACCUUGCCCGUCGGGCUGCCCGCUUCAACAUUGCCUUGGACGAUGUCUCGCUAACGCACCUUACUUUCUCCCCCGAAUUCACGGCCGCCGUCGAGGCCAAGCAAGUCGCCCAGCAGGAAGCUCAGCGGGCUGCGUUCUUGGUUGACAAGGCUCGUCAAGAGAAGCAGGCCUUCAUUGUCCGCGCCCAGGGUGAAGCCCGCUCUGCUGAGCUGAUUGGAGACGCCAUCAAGAAGAGCAAGAGUUACAUCGAGCUGCGCAAGAUCGAGAACGCCCGACACAUCGCCCAGAUCUUGGGUGAGCACAGCGGCAAGAACAAGCUGUACCUGGAUUCGCAGGGUCUGGGUUUGAACGUGAACGCAGGAGGUGAAGAUAAGCAGUAAGAGCCAGCCAUGCAGGGCCGGCGGUAGGCGAUCGGAUUUGACUAUCUAAUGGUUUUUUCUUACAACGGACCUUCGGUGCUAUAGGUCGCGCGCGGCCAAGGAGAGGGGGGACGUUUUUUGUACAAAUAGUCAGUUAUUUGCAGGAUUCUCAGAGCAACCAGGCGAACAGUUUCUCAUCUCUUUUUAUUAUGUUCCGCGUGAGCUACCGUGUAUGAUGUGCAAAGAUUGGUCUUGGAUGAACCGCCUGCCUUAUCGAAAGGUUGCCGCGGCGGUAUCGUCAGCGGGGAACCUCCAAAGCGGCGGGCGGAUUUUUUUCAGAUCUGCAGCUUGACUUUUCUCCUCACCACCGUCUCUUCCUUGCCCGCAAUAGUAGG
Molecule: messenger RNA, 1362 nt
Organism: Aspergillus homomorphus CBS 101889
Lineage: Eukaryota; Fungi; Ascomycota; Eurotiomycetes; Eurotiales; Aspergillaceae
Product: prohibitin subunit PHB2
Exons: 4
Coding region: 65-988 (307 amino acids)
Biological process (GO): mitochondrion organization
Cellular component (GO): mitochondrion; membrane
Source: RefSeq, a predicted model, not a curated record